This is a messenger RNA of Orbicella faveolata, 2438 nucleotides long. Its product is annotated as BTB/POZ domain-containing protein 6 pseudogene. Lineage: Eukaryota; Metazoa; Cnidaria; Anthozoa; Scleractinia; Merulinidae. The record is from RefSeq and is a predicted model, not a curated record.
AAUUAAAAAUUGAGGCUACAUCUAUUUUCAUCCAUUUUAUGGGGAAAUGACGCGUUUCGGUUUUAGCGCUUGUUCAUUAUUGAUCGGAGUGAGGUUGAUAAUUUUCUUUCUUAUUUUAUUCCGAGCAAGAUUAAAGUUAGCAGGACUGUACAUGUAGCCUUCGUAGCUUGAAGCUGGUUGGAUUUUCCAAGCGUGUGCUUCUUCGGCGGCCGAGAAGCCGCGCGGGAAAAUCGAUCUCAACUUAGCCUGCGAACAGGCUCCCAGCGAGGACGGAAAAAAAUUUCGGCCAGCGCGAAACACAAGAAUUCGGAGUGCAAAGCGAUCGAGGCAGGGAGUCGCUUCGUUCGGGCUCACCGGGAGCCUUUUUGCAGGCUAAUCUCAACUCGGUAACUUCCCUUUCUCCUCGAGGCUUCACCUCCCCAGGCUUGGAAGAUUGUUUCAGGCAUUCGGUCAGUUGAGAAGCAGCAUGAAGAAGGGAAAAUAAGUUUUUUAAAAACCAGGGUUCAUCCUACUUUCCAAAAUGGUUGCCGCCUGUUUUUGUCCGUGCUUACCUCAUUCCCUCUUGCCCCUAGCUAUUAGCGUGACGCGUAACAGGUUGGUAAAUGAAAUGCAAAAUUUCUUCAACUACCGCUGUGCUGAUUGACUUCCAGAAACAACGCGUACUUUGAGAAAGAUCGAGAGCUGAAAAUCGCACCAUUUUUACCCAGAGAGCCAUGUCUAUCCUCGCAAAGAAAAGCUGGCAAACAGUAAGACCGACAAUCAGAGAAAGAAGCAAGUUUAUGUUCAACAAUGAACUCUUCAGCGAUGUGAAGUUUGUUGCUUGGGGGGCCAAUGGCGAAAGUGAUAGUAAACAAGUGAUUCCUGCUCACAAGUUUCUGCUGUCGAUUAGCAGUCCUGUGUUUGAAGCCAUGUUUUACGGUGAGCUGGCGGAGACUAUAGACUCUGUUGAACUGCCUGACUGUGAGUACGACAGUAUGUUGGAGCUGUUUCGUUACAUCUACAGCGACGAAGUAAAUUUAAGCGGAAGUAAUGUGAUGGGAGUGUUGUAUUUGGCGAAGAAAUACAUGGUGCCUUCACUGGCUAAUAAAUGCACCGAGUAUCUAGAAGAUACCUUAGAUCCAUCAAAUGUCUUCAGCAUCCUGCCACAAGCACAGAAACAUGAAGAGAAAAAACUGGUGGAUCAAUGCUGGAAAGUGAUCGAUGAACAGACAGACGAGGCUGUGAAAUCAGAUGAGUUUGCGACAAUUGAGAAGUCUUUAUUUGAAGCAGUAGUGGAGCGUGACACUUUGAAUAUUCAAGAGAUAGAGUUGUUCAAAGCAGUGAAUUUUUGGGCGACAAAGAGAUGUGAAGAACAAGGCUUAUCGACAGAUGGAAGUGAAAAAAGAAGAAUUCUCGGCGAACGGAUUGUGAAAGGAAUACGUUUUCCCGUGAUGACCCAACAUGAAUUUGCUUCUGUUGUUCUUGACUGCAAGAUACUGACCCCAGACGAGGCUUUUAGCGUAGUAAAAUAUUUUAAUUCGGUCCCAGACAAUCCAGUAGGAUUUUCCGAGAAGAAGAGAAUUAGAAAUAAGGAAUCCUUUCAGCGUUGUCGCAGAUUUGGUUCCGUGGUUCACACUGGCUCAGGUUAUCCCUAUGCAGCUGAUAAAAGAGACUGUCUUGUUUUUACGGUCGACAAAGACAUCUCCUUAGUUGGAGUAACACUCUGCGGAGGCAAAAAUUGUAAUUAUUCUGUUGCUAUUACAAUAACAAAUUUGGCAAAUAAUUGCCGUUUUCCUUGGAUUAAAUCAGGCAAAUUUUCUUCUGUGUGUAUCCAGUCAUCAGAACUAGUCUCUUACUAUGGCUUCAAUAUUUUCUUCGACAGUCCUGUUGUGAUAAUGAAGGGCAGCUUGUACCGGAUUGAAGCUUCCAUCUCGGGUGCCAAUUCUUGUUUUGGUGUAGAUGGUAGAAAAUCUGUGCUGUGUUCAGGAGUUACAUUUAGUUUUCAGAAAAGUACUGAGAGUAGCAAUGGAACCAGAAUUGAACUAGGGCAAUUUCCAGAGUUUCUUUUUUCUGUAACAUAAAUAGUUCUAAAUUCGCUAUCAACCCUGGAUUUUGAUUAGCGAUUAGGUUUGAAUUAAAUUGCCCUUUUAUUGUGAAGUCAAAAAAGUCUGAUAAAUGGGCACCCUUAGCUUCAGCAUUGAAUGGAAUUAGGUUUACACAAGCUGGGUGACAGCUUCUCACGAACACUAGUAAUAAAUCAGAGUAUUUCUGAUGGGUACAAUUUUGGCAUUAAAGUUAUGAAGUGAUAUUUUUUUUGAGGUAACCAAAACAACAAAGAACGGAUAACAUCCAGACAGAUUGCCAAUGACCAUAAACUUAUGCCAUCGAUAACAAAACAUCUCAAAAAAAAAACAUUGCUUUUUCUGUGUAAAAUAUUUUUAUCAUAUAAUAUGAUACAU